Dreissena polymorpha is the source of this 1339-nucleotide messenger RNA. Its product is annotated as acylpyruvase FAHD1, mitochondrial-like. Bases 88 to 741 code for a protein of 217 amino acids. Gene Ontology annotation, molecular function: acetylpyruvate hydrolase activity. The transcript is spliced from 3 exons. Gene Ontology annotation, cellular component: mitochondrion. Lineage: Eukaryota; Metazoa; Mollusca; Bivalvia; Myida; Dreissenidae. The record is from RefSeq and is a predicted model, not a curated record.
UCGCAACGACCGUAGGGUGCGCAUACAGUCUACUAAUGAAAUCAUUAAAACUAAGAGAGACAACUGUGAUAAUCACAAGUAAACAAAAUGGCAACCAACUUGAAGAAUUUCAUGCAAGUUGGUCGAAAAAUAGUUGCCGUAGGAAGAAAUUAUCGAGCUCAUGCUUUGGAGCUUGGAAAUCAGGUUCCGACAAAACCAAUAUUAUUCCUGAAACCAACAUCCUCCUACAUUACAGAGGGAGAGAAAAUUAAGAUUCCAGUGGGGUGUUCAUCCCUGCACCAUGAAGUAGAGCUGGGGAUCGUGAUAGGCAAGCCUGGAUCCAGGAUCUCAGAGCAGGAAGCCAUGAAUCAUGUGGCUGGCUACGUCCUCGCUCUCGACAUGACUGCACGGGACUUCCAGGAUGAGGCAAAGAAGAAAGGCCAGCCCUGGUCACUAGCCAAGGGCUUUGAUACCUCCUGUCCGGUCAGCAGUUUUAUUGAGAAAAAGAGUCUUACUGCUCCAGAGAAUACCAGGCUGUGGCUCAAAGUGAAUGAUGCCAUAAAACAAGAUGGGAAUACCAAGGAUAUGAUAUUCUCCAUUCCAUUUUUAGUGAGUUACAUCAGCACUUACUUUAAGUUGGAGGAAGGAGAUGUAAUACUGACAGGGACGCCUGAGGGGGUGGGGCCGGUGUGUGAAGGUGAUGUCAUACAGGCAGGACUAGGGGAUAUUGUGUCUUUCACUUUUCAGGUUGAGAAGUCCUAACCUAAAGGACUAUAUUCAUUUACUAUUCACUGGAAACCCAUUAUUUGUCGGACACAAUUUAUACCUAACACAAAUACUAUAUAAAAAGUGUUUUGUAGUACUAAAGUUAUGUAUCAAGAUAUUGUUAAUGAUAAAAGAAUAAUCUCAAACAGGUUAUGCAUUUUAUAUCAUGAAUGCACGUGAUAUAUAAAAACACACUAAGAUAACUUUGUAUAUUGUAACCCGCUAAUUUUUUAACUUUUAUUGUCGAAAACUUUACUUGGGGGUUCUCUGUCAAAUGUACACUUUGUAGUCGGACCUUCUCUCCCAGUUAUGUUCUGUGUAUGUAUAAUGUGGGUUGUUUGCUUAAUUGCUUAAUUUGCAUUAUGGGCACAUUUCUUGACAAAAAUAAUUUUAUAAAAUUAGAAAUUAACAAAUUUAAGUAUCCUCACAAUUUUGAUAUAUUUUAAAGAAUGGUUUUGCAGUAAUAAAUGCUAUAAUUCCUGUGAUUUGUUAACAGUUUUAGUUUUGUAAUAUAAAUUAUGUUAGUUUUAAGUAUGAACUCACUAUUGACAAUUAUUGUGCUGAUAUUUUAUUGAAAUAAAGAAUCAGAAACCAA